Penicillium subrubescens is the source of this 1329-nucleotide messenger RNA. RefSeq names its product endonuclease/exonuclease/phosphatase family protein. Bases 1 to 1329 code for a protein of 442 amino acids. NCBI's taxonomy places the organism in Eukaryota, Fungi, Ascomycota, Eurotiomycetes, Eurotiales, Aspergillaceae. The record is from RefSeq and is a predicted model, not a curated record. Gene Ontology annotation, cellular component: cytoplasm. The transcript has 3 exons. Gene Ontology annotation, molecular function: sphingomyelin phosphodiesterase activity.
AUGAGAUCUCUUCUCGCUCUUGGUAUCUUCUUCACGGCGUCUGCUCACGCGACGACCACCAGCGGCAAAUUUACCGCUUUGAGUUUCAAUGUUGCAGGUCUUCCGUCCAUCCUCCAGUCGAACGACGUGAAUGGGUCGAAGACCGAGAAUGCUGGGGAGAUUGGCACCUAUUUCGCUAAAUAUGGUUAUGAUAUUAUCCACAUGCAGGAGGAUUUCAACUACCAUGCAUACAUUUACGCUACCGAUAACCAUGCCUACCGAACUGCCACUUCUGGGGGUGCCGCCAUCGGCAGUGGACUGAAUACAGUGUCGAAUUACGAUUGGGUUGACUUCACUCGUUCAAAGUGGAAUACUUGCUCGGAUGCAUCGGGCAGCGACUGUCUCACUCCAAAGGGGUUCACCUUCAUGCGCUGGAAUCCAUCCACCGGAGUUUACAUCGACUUCUAUAACAUCCACGCCGAUGCCGGUACCGAGGAUGGCGAUGAGACUGCGCGCAAUAGCAAUCUGCAGCAGGUCGCGGAUUAUAUCGACACCUGGUCCACCGGAAAUGCAGUGGUCGUGAUGGGUGACACCAACAGUCGGUACACCCGCAGUGCUGAUACUGGUAUCCGCGUCUUCCAGUCCCAGAACGGUCUCAGCGAUGCGUGGGUGAAUCUCGAAAGGAGCGGUGUUUAUCCGACCGCAGGUGCUGAUGCGAUUCUUUGUGACAACCCGUCAACGGUUGAGACCUGCGAGACUGUCGACAAGGUCCUAUACCGAGGAUCCAAGAUCGUGGCUCUCUCAGCCAGCAGCUUUGACUACAAUGGCGAAAAGUUCCUGAACACCGACUCUGCAUACCUGGGUGAUGUUCUAUCGGACCACAACCCUGUUCUCGUCAACUUUACCUGGACUAUGUCGAGCUCUCUUCGACAGAGCGAAUUCUCCGGUGGUCCCCACGGUACCUGGUUCAGCGAUCUUCCCAAUAUGCCAUCAUCUCCCAAGGCAUCUGUGCUGACCUUCAGUGGUUCCAGUCGUCUGGACGCUGUUGGGGUCAAGCUCACCGACGGAACGUCAUUCAGCCAUGGAGGAACCGGUGGCACUGCAAAGUCGCUCACUCUCGGCUCAGGCGAGCAUUGGAUCACUACUGAGCUCUGCACGGGUCAAUACAACAACCAGACUCGUAACUUCUAUAUCAAGGCUACCACCAGUGCCGGAAACACAUUGGAAGCCGGCACAGCGACUGACAGCUGCACUACAUAUACUGCUGAUUCUGGCUAUGCCGUUGUUGGAUUCAUGGGACAAGAUGGCGAUGAGAUUGACCAGCUGGCUCUCAUCUAUGCUCCUUACUAG